GAGCGUAUGGGCCCUGCCAUUGAGCGUAUGGGCCUGAGCAUGGAUCGCAUGGUGCCCACAGGCAUGGGGGCCGGCCUGGAGCGCAUGGGCCCUGUGAUGGAUCGUAUGGCCACUGGCCUGGAGCGCAUGGGCGCCAACAACCUGGAGCGCAUGGGCCUGGAGCGCAUGGGAGCCAACAGUCUGGAGCGCAUGGGCCUGGAGCGAAUGGGCGCCAACAGUCUGGAGCGUAUGGGCCCGGCCAUGGGCCCAGCAUUGGGCGCUGGCAUUGAGCGAAUGGGCCUGGCCAUGGGUAGCGCUGGAGGUGCUAGCUUUGACAGAGCCAUUGAGAUGGAGCGGGGCAACUUUGGAGGAAGCUUCGCAGGUUCCUUUGGCGGAGCUG
This is a messenger RNA of Cricetulus griseus (Chinese hamster), 379 nucleotides long. The record is from RefSeq and is a predicted model, not a curated record. Lineage: Eukaryota; Metazoa; Chordata; Mammalia; Rodentia; Cricetidae.